CAACAACCAAGCAACCAAGCACAGAUGAACAGAACUUGCCGUGUUUGCCAGUCACCAUAUGUCCUCAGGUGGAGACAAUUAGCUCCCGGGCCUGCCGCGUGGUAGAUCAAACAAUCAUGAGGCCCUUGUCAGCUUGUCUCGCUUGCCGCGAGCGCCGGAAGAGAUGUGAACGUCCCCGUCGAGGAACAAGUUGCAAAUUUUGCAUCAAAAGAAAACUUGAAUGCUCAAUGAGCCCCAAACUUGAUGCCGAGUCGGACAAGGCCUAUGGACUGCUCAAGCACCACCGGAUUGACACUAACCUAGGUUCUGCAUCAACUGGGCCUUUAAGUCAAGACUUGUCAGAAGAGCUGGUUAGGCUAUACUUUCAGUAUAUCCAGGGUGGUUUUCCAAGUCUGUUCCAUGAGCCUUCUUUCAUGGCAGAUGUCAGAAAUGGGACAGUUCCCCCGAUACUCUUUUAUGGAGUCAUUGGCCUUUCUGCUCGCUUUUCGCGGCACCCGAGUCUAAGCAACAUUGACCCCUGGGAGCGUGGCAGACCCUACGUGAAAGAAGCGGAGAGAGUACUGGACCUGCACGUCGUGUCUUUGACGACAAUCCAGGCUUGCAUGUUACUGGGCUUGAAUUUCGUUGUUGAAGGGGAGUCCCGGACAGAGUGCGUCUACUUUGCUAUCGCUGCUCGGAUGGCCUUGCUAUUAGAUCUGCCAAACGCCUUGACCAAAACUCCUCUUGAACAGGAAAUUAACCGAAGAGUUUGGUGGUCAAUAGUUACUACCGACACGUGGAACUCGGGCAGCCUCUGCCUGCCCAGAGCGGUUAAUCCUCAAGACAGCGAUCCAUUGCCUGUGGAUGAAUGGACAUUUGCAGAGAUGAGCCCAGCUACACAAUUUAUCACAGACCCAUCAGACGACGGACGGCUAAGCCAAACUGCAAAGCCUUCGCUAUCAGCACUUGCUCGUCUCGUUAAGCUCAACAAACUUCUCUACGAGAUCUACAAACUGAAUGCCAUCAUCGUGGAUGAGCGCUUGCAGAUCGACUCGGUUGAGAGUCUGAUAGAAUCCCUGUCCGCCUCUCUCGACGAAUGGUUGUCUAAGUUGCCCUCCCGGAUGCAGUACACAGAGGCCAAUAUGUCAUAUUGGGCUGAACAAGGCUUCGGGCGUAUCUUCUUAGCCCUUCACAUCAAUUACAACCAUGCAGCGCAGCUACUCUUCUACCAAUUUCUUGACUUCAGUCAAGCCGCCAAUGGAGGCUACUCGCUUGAUACAGCACAAACCUACGCCGACAAAUGCAAACACCAUGCUGCAGCGCUUUGCGAGCUCAUCUACCAGGCGAGAGAGCAGCACGGCAUCGACCUUCGAUACACUCUCAUAGGCCAUGUACUUGUCAUGACCUCAACAGUCCAGAUACACAGCCUUCUAUUCAGCGUGGACGAAAACAAGAUUGCGCUCGCCAAGGUUCGUCUUGAGCGGAACUUUGAGAUGAUAUCACGCCUUCACACAUACUGGCCCAACGUGUCUGCUUCGUUCAGCAGACUUCGAACAUUUCAUAGUGCAUGUUUGAAAAGCAGACACAGUCCAUUCCGUCUAGACAGGUGGAUGCUGCGAUUUAUGCUGGAGUUCUCUCAGCCCAUAGACGAAAGGGACGAGGAAGUGGCGGCUGACCCUGAAGAUUCAAAGCCAUUUCACCAGUUGAAAUACCUUAUCGAUCCAUAGCUUCGCAUAAUCUGCGCAAAUUGACAAGCCAGUCUCGAUUUGGGACCUUUUGUAUCGGUAUGGCGUCUGUUUGAAGUUGUCGUCGUCACAUGCUGCGAGAGGAGUUUCAGAAACAACCAACGGGACAGCCCUGGUCUGGUUACAAGGACCACCUACAAUAGCUAGAAUUUAAGUGCAACAGUCCG
Molecule: messenger RNA, 1891 nt
Organism: Ilyonectria robusta
Lineage: Eukaryota; Fungi; Ascomycota; Sordariomycetes; Hypocreales; Nectriaceae
Exons: 3
Coding region: 117-1706 (529 amino acids)
Biological process (GO): DNA-templated transcription; regulation of DNA-templated transcription
Cellular component (GO): nucleus
Molecular function (GO): DNA-binding transcription factor activity, RNA polymerase II-specific; zinc ion binding; DNA binding
Source: RefSeq, a predicted model, not a curated record